Ostreobium quekettii is the source of this 366-nucleotide messenger RNA. Lineage: Eukaryota; Viridiplantae; Chlorophyta; Ulvophyceae; Bryopsidales; Ostreobiaceae. The record is from the annotation of a GenBank genome assembly.
GACCCUGGGGUUCUUUCCGUUCAACGGAUCUACAAGUUCUACAAGAAAUAUGGCCAUCCAACAAUUGUCAUGGCGGCUUCAUUCCGGAACAUUGGGGAAAUUCGAGAACUGGCAGGGUGCGACAACAUCACCAUCUCUCCGGCACUGCUUGAAGAGCUGAAGUCAUCCACGGAGGAUUUGCCAAGGAAGCUGUGGCCAGAAAUGGGAGGCUGUGAGGAUGCGGCCUAUGCCAAUAUGCACGAGAAAAUGUUCCGGGAAAUGCACGGAGCAGACAAGAUGGCCGCGGACAAGCUCCCGGAAGGCAUCGACAAGUUUGCUGAGGAUCAGAGGGCCCUCGAACAGCUCCUGGGCGAGUUGAUGGCGUGA